AUGACUGCUGAAAUCAUAAAAGACAUCUCCGUGUCCAGCUUCCCCCAACCCGACUCACCUGUCUCGUCAGCACCAGAAAACGGACAGCUGUUAUUCAUCCGAAACGUCGCGGCCAGGAGGGACACACAGACCACAAGCGGCAGUGCCAACCUCGAGGAGGGCAGCUCCCAGCCCCUGGUAUCCUCUUCAACCACAGCUGAACCCCAGUCGUACACCAUGACAUCGGGCGAAUUCAUGCAAUCCACGCCUCUGUUCGUGCAGAGGUCAAAGAAGAACCUAUUUUAUAAGAUCCUGUGUUUCCUCGUGCUCGUCCUCCAAGGUGGCAUGCUGGAUUUCUACCUCAUCGUCUUCACAGAUCUCUACUGGUGCUCGUGGAUAGCCACGGAUUUGGUGGUUAUAUCGGGAUGGGGGAUCUUCUUCGUGAAAAACGCCAGGAGCAAACGAGAACGAGCAUGUGGCUUCCACCAGAAGAGCUCCAUCUUCGGUUGCAAUCUUGGAGAGUUCACCUUCGCAUACCUGGCUUGGCUCAUCUACGUUAUCGCCUCUACCCCGAAAGUGGUGCUCGUUUUGGAAACAUCCAUCCUGGACCUCAUCGCACUGAAGGUGCCGUUCGGCAUCACCGGUUUCAAAAUAACAAUGCUGCUCUGCGCGCCUUUGCUUUUCUGUCUCAUCAACUCUAUCAUUGAAGAUCCCAACGGUGCCACGCGCUUCCACUCCCAAGGCUGCUUCAUGAGCACCUGCAUAGACCUCCUCGACAGCUUCACCCUGGUGGAACUGCUCCUUAAGAACGAGAUACCCAACCUUUACCUCAAGUACACGGUGAUAUCUGUGUAUUUCAUCGCACUGGGCGUUCCCGUUAUAUGGCUUUACGAGUUGACGGCCUCGGAGAUGAACUGUCGCUGGAUCUGGGCGAGGUUCUUCACCGGCGUGCUGGUCAACGCACCGUUGCUGGUGGUCAGAUGUUUCACCGUCUUCGUUUACAAAACGCCCAUAUCGGUUUUCAUGUUCAAAAACAUGUUUUUUUUGGUGUGCAAGUGCCUAGAGCUAAUUGAGCAGUGCGUGUCCUUAAAAGGUGUCCGGAGGUUCGCACGUGGACGGGGGGGCAACCCAGCCCAGUUCUCCCAUUGCGUUUCGGAAAACGACAUGUGUCCUCACGGCUAUGUGAACACGCUGGCAGUAAAUAAUCAGUCUUAGAUGCGCUCAUUAGGACAGGCGUUUACCGGAGGCCACUUACAUCAGUGCAUCAGUCCUUUUAAGGGGAGGUACUACAGGUGCAAAUGUUAAACACCUUCCUUUUUAUAAAAAAACUUACUUGACAUAAAUGAAAAUACA
This is a messenger RNA of Xyrauchen texanus (razorback sucker), 1332 nucleotides long. RefSeq names its product transmembrane protein 121B-like. The transcript has a single exon. Bases 1 to 1194 code for a protein of 397 amino acids. NCBI's taxonomy places the organism in Eukaryota, Metazoa, Chordata, Actinopteri, Cypriniformes, Catostomidae. The record is from RefSeq and is a predicted model, not a curated record.